AUGGCGAACUCAGGACAACGCACACAGCAAGUCCCCCAGCAUGUCACCGCGCUACUCUCACACCUCACCUCCCGCCCGGGCGUGCAAUCCACCUUGAUCCUCUCCCGCAAAGACGGAUCCAUCAUUCAAAGCACAGGACAGCUAGCACAAACGACUGAAGAAGACAGCACCUCUCGUACCGCACACAUCCCUGCAUCCACAUCUGAACCAGCCUCUCUAUCCACCACCCAACCAACAGACCCAUCCCCUACCCCUUCCACCGCGUCACAACCCUACCAACCCUCGCAAGCCGAAACACUAGCUGCCCACAUCUUCGCAUUUGUCUCCAGCGCCGAAGCACUCGGCAUCUCGCUCUCGCGACCCACGCUCACUGUACAGCGACCUAGCGACGCCCACUGGGACGUUGACCGCGACUAUGCGAACGAGGGUACGGCACGUGAGGAAGAUCGGGACGGCGAUGGUAUCGAUCGGGAUGAGGACGGGGAAGUCAAGCUGCUGAGAAUGCGCACGAAAAAACAUGAAAUUGUGGUUGUUCCGGAUCGAAAGUACCUGUUGUGUGUCGUACAUGAUGCUUCCCCUGGUUCAGCGCCUGCAGCGGGAUCGCGUAUCCGGUAG
Molecule: messenger RNA, 615 nt
Organism: Penicillium coprophilum
Lineage: Eukaryota; Fungi; Ascomycota; Eurotiomycetes; Eurotiales; Aspergillaceae
Exons: 2
Coding region: 1-615 (204 amino acids)
Biological process (GO): microtubule-based movement
Cellular component (GO): cytoplasm; cytoplasmic dynein complex
Molecular function (GO): dynein intermediate chain binding
Source: RefSeq, a predicted model, not a curated record